AUGUCAGGGCCUCCCAACGAGCACUGGGAACGCUUCGACGCCGACGGCAAGGCUGAGGUGGUGCUGAUCAACGCCGGAUAUGGGGACGAGAACCGCGACCCGAAGAUGAUCACGGGCGAGCAGCAGCAGCAGCAGCAACGACAGCAGUACGACCAGCUGCGCCCCGCGAAGCGACCAGCCGACGGCUCAUCACCCAACGAACCCCCAAACAAGGUGUCAGCCAUGGGGAAAGACCCCGCCGGACGCGAUCAAGAGAACACCACACCACCCAGCACCUUUCAGUACCCGCCGAGCCUGAUGCAGCCGACCCCGUUCGACAUGUUCGGCGCGGCGGCGGCCAACCAGCAGUACCAGCUGUUCGCGGCGAUGGGCCAAGGCUUCAACACGCCCAACUUUGCCCACCAGUUCGGCCAGUUCAGCACCUCACAACAGCACACACCGGGCAGCGCUGGCGGAUACGGCACGAGCACUGAUGACAGUGGCAUCUUCACGAGCCCGAACAACGACCAACCGAGCAGCCCCGACAGUUCCGACGAGCUCGGCCCGGAAGCGGAUGAUGAAGCGGAAGUCAAUCAGGCCGACUCGUCGAUGCCUACGAAUUAUUUGGCCUCCUCCUCAACGGCCACCCAGCUUGCCCAGGGCGGCGCCGCCAAUGCUUCUCACGAGAAUGAGACCGAGUUCGACCUGGUGCCGGCCCGUCACGCCCUUCUAUCGGCUUCCACAAAAUACAAGGUGACGGUUGGCGAAAUCCGGCGUCGUCUCUCCCCGCCAGAGUGCCUGCACGCGAGUUUGCUAAAUGGAAUCUUGCGAAAGGCGAAAUCGAAGGACGGCGGCAAGGCGCUCCGCUCUCGACUCCAGGAAUACGCGAUCGAACUACCCCUCGGCCGGCGCAAGACCUCACCCGCCACCGCCUUCACAGCACUAUGCGAAGAAGAAGCGUACGUGAUGGGGCACGAUUUCGAGGCGUUGGUGACGAAGAAUCUGUCGACAAAGGACCUCGCCCAAUAUCUUGUCGACAAGACCAAGAAGGAGAACCAUCUGAUGCUGCACGAACGCCAGCAGCAGCUCGUCCAGUCGAAACGCUUCCUCUCGGAGAUGUUGAGCGUCUUCCAGUCGGGCGGCAUCCAUCCCCGUGACUAUCAUCGCCUGCACAACACCCUCGGCCAGGCCACCAAUGCCGUCCAGAAUUUUGGCCUCGUGACGCACGGCUUCGGCCCGUACGCCUUCUGCGCCGUCAUCCAGGGCAUGAUGGGCAUCUGCGACGCCGGCCUCAACCAGCUGGCCGCCGAGAUUGCCGUUCUUGGGCAGCGUCAACCCCAACAGCCCUCCCACCAGAUGCCAAUGUCGUUCUUGCCGCCAAACUUUGCGAUGGGCCAGCCCGGUUUCCCCGGUGGCCACCCGAUGCAGUCGAUGUACCCGCCGCAGGGCCAAUGGCCCCUA
Mesorhabditis spiculigera is the source of this 1440-nucleotide messenger RNA. The record is from the annotation of a GenBank genome assembly. NCBI's taxonomy places the organism in Eukaryota, Metazoa, Nematoda, Chromadorea, Rhabditida, Rhabditidae.